Messenger RNA from Sorex araneus (European shrew), 939 nucleotides. RefSeq names its product gamma-interferon-inducible protein 16-like. Lineage: Eukaryota; Metazoa; Chordata; Mammalia; Eulipotyphla; Soricidae. The transcript is spliced from 4 exons. Gene Ontology annotation, molecular function: double-stranded DNA binding. The record is from RefSeq and is a predicted model, not a curated record. Gene Ontology annotation, biological process: cellular response to interferon-beta; activation of innate immune response. Bases 184 to 870 code for a protein of 228 amino acids.
UCCCCAGCUGGUCCUGGCUCUCUCCCUCUCUCCUCUGCCCCAAAGCGAAGCUCCAGGACUCUUGUCCGACUCUGGUCCUGCCUCCCCGGACAGCCUCAGCCACCGCCGACUCAGUUCUCCUCAGGCUGGGAGACCCGGGACCCAGGCACCAGAACACACAAGAGGGCUCGCUCUCUGACACAGAUGGAGACGCAGUACAAGAUACUCUUCCUGCAGAAAGGGCUGGAGAUGCUCAGUGAUUACCAGUUCCGAACAGUCAAGUCCUUACUGGCCACGCCUCUCAGACUGACACCCAAAAUGCAGGAGGAUUAUGACAGAAUCCAGAUUGCAAAUCGAAUGUUUGCCCGGUUCUCGGGUAUUAAAUGUGUGAUCAUGCUCAUCGAGGCUAUUAAAGGCGACAGAGAACUGGAGGGUCUUGUCAAGUCCUUGCAGCGACAGGUGCGGGAAGUGAGUAGGAGACUCACAGCGGGAGCAGCAGCAGCACCAAAGAGAAAGAAGCAGAUGGACAGGAUGGGCCCCUCAGCACCUGCAUGCAGCUCCGGUGGCCCAGGAGAAACUCAAGGAGCUGCAGAGGCACCCGGGGCCCAGAAAAGGAAGAGGUGCGCUCAAAAACAAGGCGAGCCCCAGAGGAGCACAGCACACUGCACCCCCGAGCACCCUCUUCUUGUGACUGGAGCACAGCCCUGCACCCUCGGGAGCCCCCCGUCACCAGCCUCUGCCCCUGGAGUACAGCCCUGCUCUCCCGGGAGCCCCCCGUCACCAGCCUCUGCCCCAGAUCUGUCCUCGACUGUCUCAGCCCAGGUGCUUUCUGGCCCCUGCCCAGAUACUGAAGUCACGACUGGAAAUCCAGACCCAGUGGCCCUGACAUGAAGUGAACUCGUUCUCCAAAUGAGAGUCACUGACAGGAGAGCUUUCUCCAGCAGGGCCCGGGUGCCAGGA